Exophiala bonariae is the source of this 1761-nucleotide messenger RNA. RefSeq lists its product as uncharacterized. Gene Ontology annotation, molecular function: ATP hydrolysis activity; ATP binding. NCBI's taxonomy places the organism in Eukaryota, Fungi, Ascomycota, Eurotiomycetes, Chaetothyriales, Herpotrichiellaceae. The transcript has 2 exons. The record is from RefSeq and is a predicted model, not a curated record. The coding region runs from base 1 to 1761 and encodes 586 amino acids. Gene Ontology annotation, biological process: protein quality control for misfolded or incompletely synthesized proteins. Gene Ontology annotation, cellular component: cytoplasm; mitochondrion.
AUGAAGGCCUCGGUAGGCCCAAUUCCGAACGCUUUCCAAACCUACCUGAGAACCUUCGUUUUCGACCACGCUACGGUGCGACCACUAGGCCGUUCAAUCUGUUCCAAUUGCUUGACGAGGCAACGAAGAUUCUCUCACAAUCUCAAUUCUUCUCGUCGGAAACUGCUACAUCGCUCCUACAGCACUAAUGUGUCCCGCGCCCCCAGCUUGCAGCUGCCCGCGCGGGGUCACCGACUGCAACACCAACACCAGAAGAGACAGCUUGCUGCCGUCGCCAACUUGGCCAAACACGGCCCUUUGGAAGAAUACGACGACCGCGUCCAUUCGAGGAAACUGCGCGACGAUGAGCAUCAGAGAACUCUGGUCGAACACCUUCAAGAUCUCCACGACAGCUUAAUAGACUACCAACCCCCCAAAGUCGUCCAUCCUAGCAUCGACGACCUCCAGCCCCAAAAGAAAUCCCUCUUUGGCUCUCUGUUCAGUGCCAACAAGAAAAAGAAGGUCAUCAAUGAGAUCCCGGCUGAACUACCCAAAGGUCUCUACAUGUAUGGAGAUGUGGGAUCCGGCAAGACCAUGUUGAUGGAUUUAUUCUACGACACCCUCCCUCCAAACCAGACCUCCAAAACCCGCAUUCACUUCCACAACUUCAUGCAAGAUGUCCACAAACGACUUCAUAAGAUUCGCAUGCAACACGGCAGCGAGUUCGAUGCCGUCCCCUUUGUCGCAGCCGACAUUGCCGAAACUUCCCAGAUCCUGUGCUUCGACGAAUUUCAAUGUACAGACGUCGCGGACGCCAUGAUUCUACGCCGCCUCCUCGAAUCCCUCAUGUCCCACGGCGUCGUCCUGGUCACCACCUCCAACCGACACCCGGAUGACCUUUACAAGAACGGCAUCCAACGCCAAUCCUUCAUUCCCUGCAUCAACCUCCUCAAGAAACAAUUACGUGUUAUAAACCUCGACUCCUCCACCGAUUAUAGAAAAUUGCCCCGCCCUCCGUCAGGCGUAUACCACCACCCUCUCGACCGCGCCGCUGUCUCCCACGCCAACAAAUGGUUCUCCUUCCUUGGCGACCCCGAAAAGGAUCCGCCGCACCCCACAACUAUCACGGUAUGGGGCCGCGACGUCUCCAUCCCACUGGUUUCCGGGCGUGCUGCACGAUUCACCUUCAACGAACUCAUCGGACGAGCCACAGGAGCCGCCGACUACAUCGAGAUGAUGCGGAGUUUCGACGCCUUCAUCGUCACGGACGUCCCUGGCAUGACACACCGCGAGCGCGACUGGGCUCGGCGCUUCAUAACCUUCAUCGACGCGGUUUAUGAAUCACAGGCGAAACUUGUACUGACGACGGCGGUCCCACUGUCGCAACUCUUCCUUUCGCGCACCGAGCUUGACGAAAGCCUUGAGAGCGUAAAUCGAAAAGUCAAAACGAAUCCAGAGUCUGCAAGCUCCGAUGAGAAGAAAGUCGCCGCCGAAUCGAAGCAGAGUGAGAGCGAUACCCAGGAGGGUGAGGGCCAUGAUGUCGACGAUGUCAUGCGGAAUCUCAUGGACGACCUGGGUAUGAGCAUGAGUAUGCUCAAGCAGAGUAGUUUGUUCUCCGGCGAUGAGGAGCGCUUUGCCUUUGCACGAGCCUUGUCCCGCCUUACGGAGAUGGGGAGUCAAGAGUGGGUGGAGAGAGGGCUGGGGUUGGAGAAGAAGGGCGGGCUCGGGGAGCGGGAUUCUUGGCAGCGCGUCAGGAGCCGCUGGAGAGAGGAUAGUUUGUGA